Molecule: messenger RNA, 633 nt
Organism: Neoarthrinium moseri
Lineage: Eukaryota; Fungi; Ascomycota; Sordariomycetes; Amphisphaeriales; Apiosporaceae
Exons: 2
Coding region: 1-633 (210 amino acids)
Source: RefSeq, a predicted model, not a curated record
AUGCUUCUCCAAGGUUUCAGGGUACAACUUAUUUCACUGCUCUGCAGUGUUCGUGCUGCAUUGGUAGUUGCGCAGGCUCUUACCGCAGCUACAAGCGUCGCCUCGAACGCUUCUAGUAGUGCAAGUACCGUCAUUGUCACCACUCCUAGAGCCGCGGGCAGCGACACAUUGUCAACAGCGCCCAGUACCCUGCUUCAGUCACCUAGCUUCAUCAGUAGUGUCACCACAUCGAGCGCUCGGUCAUCACUUGCCACUUUUACUACCAGUACAACUACGCCUAGCACUCAGUCGCCUUUCUCUACCCUUACCAGUGGCACAUCUACCUCCAGCAGGACUCCUACUAGCCCUACGACGAGCGGCCCUUCCUCGGCUCCAACUAUUGUCAAACUCGACUGUGAAUCGGAGAAUGUAUGUUGUGUGGCUCACUAUUACCCAGGUGGCCAAGACAUUCCCGACCUGGUUUGCUACGGUGAUGGGACAAGGUUUGACAAAAGCGAGUUCAAGUUUGAGACAUUCUGCGAAGCCAACAAGGUCAGCGUUUGGUGCUGCAGGAACUCAAAGAGCAGCCCUGGGAGGAAUGACUGUCCUACCAUCAAUUUUGUCCCACCUGGAGGUCAGGGUCAAAUUGCAUAA